Messenger RNA from Cryptotermes secundus, 2817 nucleotides. Its product is annotated as zinc finger and BTB domain-containing protein 14. Gene Ontology annotation, biological process: regulation of transcription by RNA polymerase II. NCBI's taxonomy places the organism in Eukaryota, Metazoa, Arthropoda, Insecta, Blattodea, Kalotermitidae. The record is from RefSeq and is a predicted model, not a curated record. Gene Ontology annotation, cellular component: nucleus. Gene Ontology annotation, molecular function: protein binding. The transcript is spliced from 4 exons. The coding region runs from base 113 to 1636 and encodes 507 amino acids.
CGCACCAAUGAUCGAUUUUUCGCUUCUGCUACGACGUUGUGUUUUGAUAGCUUCGAAGCGUUCGAAGGGUACGAAGCUGUGUACGAAAGACUAUAGCUUCAAGAACUGAAAUAUGGCAAUUGCUGCAGCGGAGAAUUUCCAGUUGAAAUGGCACAGCUACGGAGCCCACCUUCACACAUCUAUUGCUACAUUACUCCGUUCAGAAUCAUUUACAGACAUAACGCUUGCGACGAUCGAUGGCCGGCAAAUUGCUGCCCAUCGAUUUGUUUUAUCGGCAUGCAGUUCUUACAUAAAACAGCUUCUCCAAACGGUUUAUCCAGGUAGAAACAGUCAUCUUCCUCUUGUUGUUGUUUUGCCAUCAGAAAUCAGUUAUCGUAUACUGAGGAUCCUUAUUGAGUAUAUGUACAGUGGAGAAGCAACUGUCAACUAUGGGCAGCUGGAUGGUAUUUUGAGAGCAGCACAUAUUUUGGGGAUUAGAGGACUUUGUAGAGAAAAAGGGAACCAUGGAAACCAAAAUACACAGGAAAAGUACAGAAGAUCAUCUGAUGUUGAACAUCAGAGCCAUAGGAGAAGUGACAUUGCUAGCGAGGCAGGUAACAAAAGGACUGGGUCAAGUACAAAUGGAAGAGAGAAAGGUUCAAAGUACGGCCAGAGUGAUAACAAUGGUGUGACAAAAGCAAGUGAUCAGAGUGCAAAUAGUGUGUCACAUGAGGAUGUGAACAAGGGACAGGAUAAAAAUUGUGAAUCAUCAGAUCAGAAAAAGGCAGAGUGUACACUGACUGAGGGCGAAAUAAUCUGUCACAUUAAUGGUGAAAAUAGCAAAAACAAUGUAACAGAGAAAAACAAUUCAAGUGCAGAACAGAAUAAUAUUUCAAAGGUUACAACAGCUUUUGAAACUACUUCUGAAAAACAUAGCAUUGAAAACAGAAUAGACAUAGAUCCUAUGCAACUCUUGGUCAAGCAGGAACCAAUUGAGUGGGAGGAUACAGAAAUAGAAAUGCCAUUGGCAGUGACACAUGAUAGUGAUGAUCAGAUGCAUACUGAGAUGACAAUCAAGCCUGAAAUCUUCCACGCUACAGGUUGUGAUGGUGAAGAUGAUGAUGAUGAUGAUGAUGGGGCACUGUAUUCUCCUCUUAGUUGUGAUCUCUGUCAGAAAAUGUUCACUACACCUGCUGAAUGGGUGCGGCACAUUGAGGCGCAUCCAGAGAACCAGCAGCAACAACGUGGCAGACGUGCAGGAAGGCAGUCUCGGGGCCUAGAGAAUGGAAGCAGUGUCAAUCAACAGGCAUAUGCAGAAUUUCCACCUUUGAGAUGCGAACUUUGUCAGCAGGUAUUUACCAGCCCUGCUGAUUGGGUGCGUCACAUUCAGACAUCUCAUACUGAAGAACAGCUGGCAAUCAGCAAUAACUCUUCAGCACAUGCUUCUAGGUUGAGACGAGGUGGCCGCAAACGUUGCCAGAUUUGUAGCAAAACAUUCCCAUCUCAUGCUUCUAUGCUAAUUCAUCGGCGCACUCAUACUGGAGAAAAACCUUAUGUCUGUGCUGUGUGUGGUAAAGGUUUCAAUGUUAAAAGCAAUUUGCUGCGUCAUUUACGCACGUUACAUGACCGCAUAGUCAGCCCUUCCACAGUUGAGUGAUCUUCAUUUGAUUAUGCAGCAAACAAAUGGAAUUUAUUACUUCCCUUAACACACUAGGUAUUUAAAUGCCACCAUAGCAUGGCAGACCAUUUCAGGGGACUUAAAAUGAAUCCAAACUGUAUCCAAUUACACAAUAUGAUCUUUUCAUUUCCAAUUUCUUGUAGUCUAAAUACUGUCUCGUAGAUGUCAGUAACAUUAUAAACAAAGUUCCAAGAAGAACUUAUACUGCUUACUUUCCUUCAGAGUUUAAAUAUCUGGAACUAUACAUUUAGAAUUGUAUAAAUGACUUAUUCCAUGUUGUACAUAAAUUUCUUCAAUAAUAAUUUCACCCAUGUUAAUUUUUUUCAUAUACACCUUUCAAGUUUUGCACAGUUAUAUGUAAUUAAAAAAAAUAAUGUGACCAAGUUAUUCCCCAUUCUACAAAACUACGACCUCUAUAAAAACUGAAUUUUUACUUUUUAAUAUAUGUAGUAUAUGUGAGAAAGUACUGCGAUCGUGAAAAACGGCAGUCUCAAGAUUUUGAUGGUUCUGCAUGUGUCAAGCUCCAUGAAUACAGAAAACGUUUUUAGAUUUCCGUUUGUCUGCAUGUAUAAAUGUGUGUGAACAGUUAGUCAAAUUUUUAUCAUAUUUGAUAUUUAUAAGUUUAUUCAUCAUAGGUCAGUAGUACCUAGUGUGAAGAUGGAGUGACGUCUAGUGGUAUGUUGCUAUGAAAUUUCACAAAAAUCAGGAAAUCUAUUGGAAGGUUAUUAGGGGAGUGUGACAGGUUAAUAUAACCAUCUUUUUUUUAUAAAAUGAGGGAACUAGGUCAGAAGCUCUGGAUGUCAAACCCAGGGAACAAGUUAAUUACUGAUAUAAUGUAAAAAAAAAUGAUGGUCCUAUUAUUUUAAGGAUAUUAUAUGAAGUUGUUGCAGAGUAAUUUAGCAGUUUCAGCAGAGCUGUGACUCCACAUUUGAAGAAUUAGUUUUAAUUUUUUUACCAAAAGAGUAUUUAUCAUAUUGUACUACUACUUUGUUGACUUCUAUAGAGAAAUACAUCUUUGUUCUCCAAGAAAAUCAGUUAGAAAGCCCAACUGAGUGGGCUUUCUACUUGAGGAUGGAGUCUAUUCUAGUCUUUGACAUAUUAUUUUCAAUAAACAAUUUUUAUGCUGCAUAAUACUAAGAAAAUCAGAGCAUAUAAAAACA